CCAACUUUUGCGAAUCGAAACGUACUCAUUCCAAUACCUUGAUAGCCACAUUUUCCCACUGAAAUGCACGAGAAGCCAUGCGCGAGGAAAUCAAGCCGCCUCCCUACCCGCAAGACCUUCCUUCCUGGCACGAGCUAGCCGUCGAGGACUUCCAAAAGCCCUGGCUGCACUACGAGCCUUUCCUCCGCUCGCGUGGCUACAUCCUGCAGUCUAGUCCCGACUUCGACAGCGAGGCGACGAAGGAUCGGUUUCCGACGAAGCCUGCGAAGGACCCUUUUCAUCCGAGGAACGACGAGGACUUCGUGCAUCGGAUUGAUUGGGAUACACACAGAGCGUUCUUCAAUUUGCCAAGUCCGCAGAUGCGAGCCAAAGUCAACGCUGCCCUCGACCCGCAUUACCGGAUGGUCAUUAUAAAGGCCGUCCACGUCGAGAGUAGCGAGUGGAUGAUCAUUGGCUAUCUCUCUACUGGUGCUAGGCGGAAAGAUCCGCGGAAUCACACCAUACCUCUCGUUGAGAUUAUCCAUGCCGGGGAGUACGUCUUCAUUGUACAGGCGUGCUGGGAUUAUUCCUGGGGCUUUCCGCCGUUCGACUCGGUCAAGUCGCGGCUGGACUGGGCGCACCAGCUGCUAAGGGGCCUCUGUUUCAUGCACGAACUGGGCAUCUCUCAUGGCGACAUUCACAGCGCCAACGUGCUAUGGAACCACGAUGGCGCACGCCCGUCGUCCUUUCUCGAAGACCCCUGCCCCAAGCUACACAGCACCUUCGACGCCCGCUAUGCCUUCAUCGACUUCGGCGCCGCAAUCCACUCGCUCGACGAAGCCGAUCGCUACGCCACACCGAGGACAUACCCUCCUGAAGAGUACGCGGCGCCAGAGCAGAUCCUCGAGAUUCCGAUAGACCGGUUUGCGGCCGAUGUGUACAACCUCGGCCGCGUGAUGGAGAAGGAGUUGUACAGUGCCCUCAAGCAACGGCAUCCUGUCGCGCACGAGAUGCUCGCUAGAGCUCACAAGUAUGCCGAGCUCAUUCAGACAAUGGUGACCGAGCUACCGAAGGAGCGCCCCUCUGUGCAGCAAGCUUUGGUAGCUUUACAGAAAAUAAUAGCAGAAGUUUGAU
Molecule: messenger RNA, 1113 nt
Organism: Schizophyllum commune H4-8
Lineage: Eukaryota; Fungi; Basidiomycota; Agaricomycetes; Agaricales; Schizophyllaceae
Product: kinase-like protein
Exons: 5
Coding region: 78-1112 (344 amino acids)
Biological process (GO): protein phosphorylation
Molecular function (GO): protein kinase activity; ATP binding
Source: RefSeq, a predicted model, not a curated record